Messenger RNA from Carya illinoinensis, 2564 nucleotides. RefSeq names its product tRNA (carboxymethyluridine(34)-5-O)-methyltransferase-like. Bases 973 to 2145 code for a protein of 390 amino acids. Gene Ontology annotation, cellular component: cytoplasm; nucleus. NCBI's taxonomy places the organism in Eukaryota, Viridiplantae, Streptophyta, Magnoliopsida, Fagales, Juglandaceae. The transcript has 3 exons. Gene Ontology annotation, molecular function: S-adenosylmethionine-dependent methyltransferase activity; tRNA binding. The record is from RefSeq and is a predicted model, not a curated record. Gene Ontology annotation, biological process: tRNA wobble uridine modification.
AGCUCAUGUUGUUUAACAUAAGGCUUUCCUCAUCUUACUACUUCCUCCGAACAAGUUGAAUCUCUCUGUGUCUCUCUAUCUCUCUCUCUCAAAACCCUAACCCUUUGUCCCUUACAGAUUCUUUGGCUAUUCGAUCAGGUGAAGAAAUGGAAACCUGCACUUCAUUGAAAUAAAACAUUGUGAAUUCAGAUAUUCGUAGUCUCGAUUCUGACGAGGAUCAACUUUGGGAAACUUACUCAUUUUAGCCAAAACAAAAAAACAAAAAAACAAAAUAGCUAUCUCGUAUUCACAUGGUCGGAAAUUGAGAACAUAAUAAAACACUUCCUCAACUAUGAAUAACCUUGCAAUCCUCACAGCAGCUUGGGUAAUGAUGUUUUAUGAGUGUAGCAUGUGGGGUUUCAUUAUUGAAGAAUCAAGCCUUUUUGACAGUCCCCUAGAUGUCGGGUAUCUCUUGCAAAUUUAUAGGCAUUUUCGUUUGUUGUGAAAAAGUUGGUUUAAUCUAUUCACGCUUGCUUCAAGUUGCCAAACCCAUUUAUAGCUGAUUUCCCCUGUAAACGUUAUAACUGUGUGGUCCUUGAUUACCUCACUACUAAAUCAUGUGAUGGGUGUACUUUGAAAUGAGUGAUCGGACUUGGGGAUGGUUAAGGUGCUAAUCAAUUUUUGCCUUCCCCUCCUAAUAUUUUUUGCAAUGCUGCUCACUCAAGAAUAGGAAUGUUAUGGUUUUUAAGUCCAAUAAUGAUUUUUCUGCUUUUCCCCAAUUUUGCCAGACAUCUACUUUUGCAUUUAAUUUAUGCAACAGGAUUCAAAUACUGUUUCGUUGAAGAUUGUUAUUCCAUAUUUACUUAAAAUGCCUCUAUUGUCUUUUUUCUAGGUCCCUGAAACUUCAUCUCUUCAAAUUUGUGACAUGAAUGUCACUUGUUAUCCUUGGUCGGUGGCAGGGUCAUUUCUGAUUGCAUUAAGAUUUUCUAUUUCAUGCUUUAUAAGAAUUUAAGCGUGAUUAGAUCCUUUUAUCAAUCCCGGGAGGCCAUUAGUGUACUCAUUUCUGUUCAUAGGCUCCCUCAUUCAGGAAUCUUCAGCACUAUGAGAGAAGUUAAUAUAAAAGGUGCUUCUAGUUUGUCUAGUGUUGUAUCUGAUGGAAAAUCUGAAAUCCCACAAACUGUAUCUGUUAGUCAGCAUACGGGAAAGUCACCCUUAAAUGUACAAUCCACCCCUGAAAUCGAAAAGAGGUAUGUGCAUCAUGUUUAUGAUGCUAUUGCUCCCCAUUUCAGUUCAACCCGGUUUGCAAAGUGGCCAAAAGUGGCCACCUUUUUAUCAUCCUUGCCUUCAGGAUCCCUCAUUCUCGAUGCAGGAUGUGGUAAUGGUAAAUACUUGGGUCUGAAUCCUGAUUGCUUUUUCAUAGGAAAUGAUAUAAGUGCUCCCCUUAUCAAAAUUUGUGCGGAUAGAGGGCAUGAGGUUCUGGUUGCAGAUGCAUUAAAUCUUCCAUACAGAACUAAUUUUGGUGAUGCAACAAUCUCUAUUGCUGUAUUACAUCAUCUAAGUACAGAGACUAGGAGAAAAAAAGCAAUUGAAGAAUUAGUUAGAGUUGUCAAAAAGGGGGGCCUGGUUCUUAUAACCGUUUGGGCUGCAGAACAAGAGGAUAGAUCAUUGGUUGCCAAAUGGACUCCACUUACAGAAAAGUAUGCUGAAGAGUGGAUAGGACCAGGUAGUCCUCAUGCUCGUAGCCCUUCGUCCUUAUUGUUACAAAGCAUCCCUGAAAGUGAGGAGAAUGGUUCAGGAGAGAAUGUGAAAGAUUCCAAGGAGUGUUCAAUGGAGAAGAUGCAUGAAAUCAUUCAUCUUGCAUCUCAAAGUAACAAUGAUUCAGUUACCUUUAAACAUGAAAAGAAUACCAACAGUCAACAGGAGUAUUUUGUUCCUUGGCACCUACCCUAUCAUCGUGCUGAAGUAAGUGGUGUUUCUGCUUCUGCUGUUGCAAAUGGUCUGGCUAAGAAAGAUGAUAAGAAGGGUGCUGUAGUCUACAACAGAUAUUAUCAUGUUUUCAGUGAAGGCGAGCUUGAAAGGUUAGUAUCUGGUAUGGACAAUGUAGUCAUCGUUGAUCGGUUUUAUGACAAAUCAAACUGGUGUAUCAUUCUUGAGAAAAUUCUAUGACAAAUCAAACUUGAUAUCUUGCUGAGAAAAAUGGAAUUAUAUAUGUGAAACGGUUGAUCUUUUCUGCAAGGGGAUGGGCUGCUUUGCAAAAUUUUGGGCCUCACAAGUUGACCCAUGUGCACCAACCACAGGAAAUUAGUGGUUAUGAUGCUCGAAUGACUGUUUCUUUCAUCUGUGGUGAAGGCUUGGUUCCAUUUUGGAGUUGGGGAAACACCUAAAGUCUUGUAUAUGUGAUUUGUAGUCGAGGGUUUGUUUUUGUUUGUUGUUUCUACUUUUUGCUUUUUGUUUUUGACACAGAGAGCACCCUGGACUGGAGGUUAUUAAGCAUUGGUACUCAAAGGGAUGUAUAUCAUGUAUUUUACCAUUACAUGGGGAGUUUGGGUAAUUCAAUGUAUUUUAACCAUGCAUUGUUUAAGCUA